UUUGUUUGCAAAGCAUCUUCUGAGCGGUGUGCGGUGCGGCGUCUUUCAAACAAAAAUCAAAUUCGUAAUAAUUUUGGUGCAAAAAGUGGAAAAUCGACCGAAAAUGUCUUCGCUAGACGACCAGUACAACAACUUCCUCGAGGAGCUGGAGCAGAAGCCGGACGUGCGAAAGCUGCAGGCCCAGCUGGCGUCGAAGAAGACGGCGCCGAGCAGCAGCCUCGAUGACGAUCCGAUGGCGGACAUUCUCCAGAUGGCGGAAGAGGACAACCGGAUUAGCCGGAUGCGGCGCAAUCCGGUGGCGCUGUCGACGACACGGGUCGACGCUGGCAUGGAGGAGAUGGAAACGGACGUGGCCGAGGAUGGGCCGCUGACGGAGUUGAAUCCGAACGAUUUGAAGCGGCGGGUGUUGGUGAUGAAGAGUGGCGAGGCGGACAUUGUGCUGGAGCCGGAGAAGGCGCUGGUUUAUACGUGUUUUAAUACGACUUAUGAUCGGGCGGCGUUGAACCGGGCGGACGUUUGGCACCAGAUUAUGGUGCACCACGACGGAAAGUUCAAAAAGGAUGAGAUUUUGGAGGGAUUUUUUACGCUGAUAAGUACGGAGGAUUUUUACCCGGUGGCGUACCGGCAGCACACGAACAUUGACUUCUUUCUGGUUCGGUUGUGCAGCAAGGCGUUGGUGAAGUUGUUCGACAAGAAUUUGAAGCUGGCGAUGGCGGGUUCGCAGGAUCCGGUGAAGUUGACGGUUAAGCUGAACGCGGCCAAGUUCGCCCAAGGUCAGAUUCAUCCGCCGACGAAGCUGUUUGCGGCGGUGGCCGAACGCAGCGAAAACGCGGUCAUGUACGGCUUCUCGAAUCUGUUGAAUUUGGACAACUUCCGGAAGCACAGCGAGUUUGAGGAGUUGUGCGUUUUUCUGGGGAAUCGGGCUCAUCUGGAGUUGGUGUGCAGCUCGAUUAAUAGGCUUGAGGAGGUUCGGACCAAGGUGAACGCGAUCAAGCUGACGAAUAAUAGUAUUGCGCACAUUUCGCCGCUGGUCGCGAUCAAGGACUUGCCGAUUCAGACGCUGGAUUUGAAGUUUAACCGGAUUAAGCAUCCGGCGUCGUUGCGUCCGCUGAAGGGCUGCGGCAUCAACGAGCUGUACAUCGAGGGCAAUGGGAUUGUGGACGUGCCUGGUUACGUGGACGUGCUGAAGGAGUACUUCCCGAACGUGCUGAAAAUUGACUCGACCUUCCUCGGUUCGCUCGCCCGCAAGCAGACCCAGGUGUCGGCGCCGGCACGCAUCGGUGGAGACGACGAGGUCGAAGUGACGUCGGCCGGCGAAAUCUACAGCUGCGUGAACGGCAUCGUCGAGGACGCCAACACGUUCAAAAAGUUCAAGUUCAACACCAAGUGGCACAUGGUCGUGGUGGUGCACGACGGCCGGUACGACAAGGGCGAAGUUCUGGACGCGCUCGCCACCAUGCUCGACGGGUUCGACUUUUAUCCGUGCUACUACAAGACCUACUCCAAGCAGGACGAGUUCUUCGUAAUCAACUGCUACGAAGCGCUGGCCCACUUGGUGCAGGCCAAACUUGCGCUCCGAAUGAAGAACACCAACGAGCUCAUCUCGGUCGUGCUCAAGAUGAACGUGGCGGAAUUUAAGGAGGGCCAGGUCGUCGUCGAGGAGAAGCUCAACAACUGCCUGGUGGAUCGCUUCAACGAUCGCUGCCUGGACCUGUGCUCGCUGCAGCAGCACCUGGACAAGAUCAAGUUCGUGGACUUUACCGCGCGAAGCACCCGCACCCUCUCCCGGAUACUCAGCAUCGCCGGCAAAAAGUUCGGCCCCGUCUGCCUGGUGAUUCGCCUGCGCAACAACGGACUCAAGAACCUGCAAGCCCUGUCCGCCCUGUUCGGAUUCCCCAAGCUGAUGUCGCUCGACCUGAGAUACAACGAGCUGAGCACCUUCGACGACCUGCAGGGCGUUAUGAAGAACAAAAUCAAGGAACUGUUCCUGGACAACAACCCGGUGUGCAACGCGGCCGCCUCCACCAUCGACUACAUCCGGCACGUGCGCAACCACUUCUCGUCGAUCGAACGGCUCGACGGCAUGCCGCUGCUCGAGAACGGCAACGUGAACUUUGCGCAGAACUACAUCUGCACCCCGGAGGCGUACAAGUUCACCGAAUCGUUCGUGAAGCACUACUACACCAUCUACGACUCGUUCCAGCGGUCCAGCCUGCGGGAUUUGUACCACGCGAAGGCCCAGUUCUCGAUGACGUGCAACUUUGGCCAGAGCAAAACGAUGGACUCGCACCAGGUGCGGCUGAACGCGUACCAGGGCAAGAGCCGGAACCUGCUGAAGAUUGCGAACGUCGACCGGAUCAUCAGCAGCUUGGUCGUGGGAAACGAGCGGAUCGCCAACGUGCUCGUUUCGUUUCCCAAGACGGAGCACGACUUUUACUCGUUCCGCGUCGACACGCCCAUCUUCCGGCCCGAGUGCGUCGUCAUUACGGUGCACGGUGCGUUCAAGGAGAUGGCCAACUCGCUGCUGAGCGAUGACUUUGUGCUCGGGUUUACGCGCACGUUCUACAUCCAGCCGUGCGCCAAGGGACUGGGGAUCUUCGAGCGGGCCAUCGAGUUCAAGAUCUUCAACGACGUGUUCCACAUGUACACGCUGUCCACGUACGGCCGGGACCAGGUGUUUAAGCAUCACGACGAGCCGGAACAGACGGACCCGUUCGUGCCGCACAGCGAGGAGCGCGAAAACACCAUCAUCGUGUUCCAGGAGCUGACCCGGCUCACCCGCAAGUGGUGCAUGCGCUGCCUCGAGGAGUCCUCCUGGAACCUGAAGGUGGCGCUCAACAUUUUCCUCAAGCUGUACGAGGAGGAUCGCAUCCCGGAGAGCGGCUUCGACUCGGCCACGGCGGCCGCAGCGGCUUCCACGCAAACCCAGAAGCGAUAAGCUUGCUUUUUAAUUCCAUAUUUGUGUUAGCUUUAGAAGAACGGACUCACUGAAUCGUGUGUGUGUGUUUUUGUGCAAAAAACAACAAAAAUAAACUAAAUACAUGAUGACGAUUUGAUGUUGA
Molecule: messenger RNA, 3062 nt
Organism: Culex pipiens pallens (northern house mosquito)
Lineage: Eukaryota; Metazoa; Arthropoda; Insecta; Diptera; Culicidae
Gene: nxf2
Product: nuclear RNA export factor 2
Exons: 4
Coding region: 104-2938 (944 amino acids)
Biological process (GO): poly(A)+ mRNA export from nucleus
Cellular component (GO): nucleus
Molecular function (GO): RNA binding; protein binding
Source: RefSeq, a predicted model, not a curated record